Messenger RNA from Esox lucius (northern pike), 3560 nucleotides. RefSeq names its product alanyl-tRNA synthetase 2, mitochondrial (putative) (gene aars2). Bases 50 to 3040 code for a protein of 996 amino acids. Gene Ontology annotation, cellular component: cytoplasm; mitochondrion. The transcript has 22 exons. Gene Ontology annotation, biological process: tRNA modification; alanyl-tRNA aminoacylation. The record is from RefSeq and is a predicted model, not a curated record. NCBI's taxonomy places the organism in Eukaryota, Metazoa, Chordata, Actinopteri, Esociformes, Esocidae. Gene Ontology annotation, molecular function: amino acid binding; ATP binding; aminoacyl-tRNA deacylase activity.
CAUCGAAAAAGAAGAUAACUUUACCUUUGACCUUAGAUGAGCUGCAAAAAUGGCGGCGCGCAUAAGAUUUUUCAAACAUCGCUGUAAUGCACUAAUAAACAUGAAUUCUACAUCAGUUAUAGCCCUCAGAGAAUGUUUAUCAAGAUCGUAUCAUGUUCAAAAAGAUUUUUCGUCCAAACAAGUGCGUAAGACGUUCACAGAUUUUUUUCAUGAACUUUACCAACACAGAAUUGUGAAAUCCUCCCCUGUUCGUCCGCGAGGUGAUACGAGUCUGCUGUUUGUCAACGCAGGCAUGAACCAGUUUAAACCCAUUUUCCUGGGAGCAGCAGAUCCACGCAGUGAAAUGGUCACAUACCGGCGGGUGGUGAAUAGUCAGAAGUGUGUCCGGGCUGGGGGUAAACACAAUGACCUGGAGGACGUUGGUCGAGAUGUCUACCACCACACCUUCUUUGAAAUGUUAGGAAACUGGUCAUUUGGUGAUUACUUCAAGGAGGAAGCUUGUGGCAUGGCCUGGCGUCUACUCACAGAGGAGUACAGAAUUCCUCCAGAACGCCUCUACGUCUCAUACUUUGCCGGUGAUGCCAUCUCUGGUUUGCCUGCAGACGAGGAGACUCGCCACAUCUGGCUGAGCAUCGGAGUACCCGCUGAUCACCUUCUGCCCUUUGGGAUGAGAGACAACUUUUGGGAGAUGGGGGAGACUGGGCCUUGUGGCCCUUGCACAGAGAUUCAUUAUGACCACAUUGGAGGCCGCAAUGCAGCCUUGCUGGUAAAUGCAGACAGUCCUGAUGUGGUCGAGAUUUGGAACCUUGUCUUCAUGCAAUACAACAGAGAGGCAGAUCACAGUUUGCGGUCACUCCCUCACUUCAGUGUUGACACUGGCAUGGGUCUGGAGCGCCUUGUGAGUGUUCUACAAGGACAACGCUCUAACUACGACACUGACCUUUUCACCCCUCUGCUGUCUGCUAUACAACAGUGUGCCAAUUGCCCGAAGUAUAGAGGGAGGACUGGGGAGGCAGAUGUGGGCAAAGUGGACAUGGCAUACCGUGUUGUGGCUGACCAUGUGCGCACCCUGUCUGUCUGCAUCGCUGACGGUGUUUAUCCUGGCAUGUCUGGAGCUGAAUUGGUUUUGCGCCGUAUUCUCCGGCGAGCUGUGCGGUUCAGCUCUGAAGUAUUGCAGGCCCCUGAGGGAUCACUGGCAGGCCUGGUACCUACAGUUGCCCAUAUUCUUGGUGAUACUUAUCCUGAACUGCAUAAAGAGACAGACAGGAUCAUGGAUGUAAUCAAUGAAAACGAGGCCCAGUUCCUUUCUUCUCUGAAGCAGGGGCGCAGAGUGAUUGACAGGACACUCCAGAGAUUGGAGGGAAGCAACUCUGUAUUCCCAGCCCCUGUGGCCUGGUCUCUGCAUCGUAACCUGGGCUUUCCUCUGGAUCUUAUUGGACUAAUGCUGGAAGAAAAAGGAAUGUGUAUUGACCAACAGAGCAUUGAUGAGUUGGCCUCUGCAAAUGAAAAGCUAAAGCGUCAGACCCAGAGCUCUGGCAGAGAGACUCUUUUCCACUUGGAUCUGCACACUCUAGCCCAGCUGCAGGCAGACAAAGUUCCCCAAACAGAUGACUUUCUCAAGUACCACUACAGCCUGGGACCGGAUGACAAAUAUGUGUUCCAGCCCUGCCACGCUACCGUGCAGGCUCUUUAUUGUGGACAGGCUCUUGUCUCAGAGGUGGCCGAGGGCCAGCGGUGUGGUGUGGUGCUAGACCGGACCUGUUUCUAUGCAGAGCAAGGCGGGCAGUCCCAUGACCAAGGAUACUUUAUCAAAGAUGGUUUGCAGGAUGUCAUGUACCCUGUUGAGGCUGUGCAUCUUGCUGGGGGAUAUGUGGUGCAUCAGGUCACCACUGCUGAUGUGCUGACAAAAGGAGACCAGGUCCAGCUCUACGUGGAUGAGGCACAAAGACUAGCCUGCAUGGUGAAGCACACAGCCACACACAUCCUCAACUUUGCUCUUCGUCAGCAUCUGGGUCCUUCUGUGGAGCAGCGAGGGAGUCAUGUUGCUGCUGACCGCCUACGCUUUGACUUCAGUGUCAAAGGAUCUUUGAGUACUACCCAACUCCAGGAGAUUGAGAAAAGCAUCCGGAACAUAAUUACAGAGGACAGUGCAGUGUACAUAGAAGAGGUUUCCCUGGCCCGGGUUAAAGACAUCCCAGGACUAAGGACCGUGGAAGAGGUAUACCCAGAUCCAGUUAGAGUGGUAUCCGUGGCAGUGCCUAUAUCAGACCUGUUUGUUUCUCAGACUGUUAGACCAACGUCAGUGGAACUCUGCUGUGGAACGCAUUUACGAAGGACAGGGGAGAUUGGGGAUUUGGUCAUCGUUUCAGAGAGACAGAUGGUGAAAGGGAUUAGCCGUAUCAUUGCGGUCACUGGAGACGACGCCAGACAGGCUCAAGAGGCGGGACAGGCCCUGGCGCAGGAGGUGGAGUCUCUGAUGGCCCGUCUUGCAGCAGUCACCAGCCCCUGUCUUGCAUCCACCUAUCGGCUAGCCAAAGAAGUGGGGGUACUGACAGAUGCAGUGGAUUGCACUCCCAUACCACAGUGGCAGCGAAGAGAACUUCAAACUCACCUAAAAAGUCUACAGAGGACUACCAACACAAUCAUAAGGAAACUGGAGACCAAAGAGGCUGCUGUGAAAGCUCAAUCGCUAAAACAAAAGAAUGGCAACAAGACCGUAGUAGUGGAUACUGUGGACACAGACUCAAUAUCAGUGCUGAUGAAGACAGUGAACCAAUACAGUGGCAAAGCCCCAGGGUCUGUUGUUAUGUUACUUUCCCACCAGCGGCAUUCAGGGAAGGUCCUGUGUGCAUGUCAAGUGCCCAAGGGCUUGAGUGCUCUGUCUGCCAAUGACUGGGCCCUGGCUGUGUGUGCCUACCUGGGAGGGAAUGCAGGAGGCUCUUCCACUGUGGCAAAGGGCACAGGAAAUGUAGCCGACCUUGCUGUGGCAAUCCGGUAUGCUGAAACAUUUGCAAAGGACAAAAUACAACACCAAUGCUGAAUACAAACUUCCAUGGAUCAGAGACCAGCAUUUACCAUAGAGAAUAGACAAAAUACAUCCUGCUUCAACAUGAAUAUUCUCAGAAAUCUGAGAAUUGUGACAUUCUACGAACUAGGCAUUUCUUUAGUUCUGAGGACACUCAUUUGGCAUGUUACCAUAGACUGAACUUUUUCGGUACUGUUCUGUGGGGUUUGUUUUUAUUUGACUGAUGGAGAUUAUAUUUUGACUAAGAGUGAAUUAAGUUUACCUUGGGUGGAUGUCUUUACCUUAUGGAAAUGCAUUUCUGAAAUUGCUGGCAGGAUCCAUUAUAUACAUGUGUAAGAUAAGCAUUAUGAAUAAGUUAUCAAAAGUGUGUAUAGACUGUGAAUGGACAAUGAAUGUCCAGUUUGUCCUAAAUGUCCAUGUAUUGACUGCCAGGUUUGUAAAAAUAAACAAUGUAGCCUAGUGUAUAUUUGUGAAGUUCAGGAAUAUUCUGAUGAGAUGUGUGUCCAAAAUACAUAUUACUAAUGUGUAUACGUUA